Messenger RNA from Grus americana (Whooping crane), 3782 nucleotides. RefSeq lists its product as uncharacterized. Lineage: Eukaryota; Metazoa; Chordata; Aves; Gruiformes; Gruidae. The record is from RefSeq and is a predicted model, not a curated record. The transcript has 7 exons. Bases 714 to 1466 code for a protein of 250 amino acids.
GCGAGCAGGGGCGCGGGGUGGCUGCAGCGGUGCGGGAGCUCCGGGUGGCGGUGGCGCCCGACGGCAGCGGGGCGCGAUGCCCGCCUGGGGCCGCCGGCGUCGCGGCUGACGGGGCAAGCGGGAGCGCUGCCAUGAGCGGAGCCCGGGGCCUCGGCUAGGGAGCUCUGCCGUCCUUCAAUAAACACUGCGCUGAAUGUCUCUUGUCCCUUGCAGCACGCUGCCAGCUGGCUUUGGAAGGGGAUUCCCACUCCUUCCCCCCGCGGAGGGCUGUAGGACAGUGCGGUGGCAGAGGAGAGAGGGGCACAGCUGGAAGCGAGCUGUCCGGAGCCUUGCUCCCCUCACCCCCGCCGCCGUGUACCUGGGGGUGCUGGAUGCAAGCUUUGCGGAGCUCCUCCAAGCGUAGCAGCAGCGGCUCGGCAGAUGUAGAUGCGUGCGUGUGUGUAUGCUUAACCCUUUCUUUGCUCCUCGGAUUUGUACCAUGCUGAAGAUCCUCACCAAAAAGCUCAGGAACCAGAGUUUGAACGAAAUUCAACCUUUCCAGCUAAAGACCCAGUAUAACCUCCUUCCUGCUGCGGGCUGGUCUGUUUGGACAUUGACCUGGCCUCCAUGUGUACCUCAGUAUAUACAUCAGACUGAAUUGUUCAGUUGUAGGACAGGCAUUUUGAGGCUGGGGCAUCUCAGGAGCUGGCUGAGGCCGAGGGAGCAGAUCUUACAUGAUCUCCUACCCCCCAAGUGAUGAGGACAGCGAUGACUCUGAGGGAGAGAACCAGGAACUUGCUCAGAUCGACAGAGAGAGAAGACGGAAUUGUACCUUGACCCCUCUGGCCACCAACCAGCUCCAGAACCAGGAGAACCAAUGCUGCAAGGUUCGGGCCCUCUUCCAUGCCAGCCUUGACCGCCACAGCUCAGAAGAAGAGCUGGAGCGUAUCAACCGAGAGUUCGCCGCUGAGAAGCGAAAGUGGUCCCAGGUUAGCAGGCUUGCCUGCUGCAACGACAGCAACAACACCUCCUCCAGUGACGAAGAAGUGAAGAACUUGUGUGCUAUGUCCUUCCGGCCUGUGACAGAGCAGGCCGAUGGCCUGCACGCCAGCCCAAGCCCCGUGCUGUUCAGUGCCUCCCCUCCCAAGAGACUCCAGCCCCUGGUGCGGAGCCCAGCCUCCAGACCUUUAAUCUUCACAAGCGUUGGGGCGGGCCUUGAGCAAGUCAUGCCUUGUAAGAGACAUCGGCAAGGAUACGGGGAUAAGGUCAGCAGGCCCAGCCUUGACCUGGAAAAAAUGCAGCAGAAGAUGCUGCUCAAGAAGAAUUGUGGAGCGAAGACUAGAGUUAUUAAAAUUCGUAGCAUCAACGGAGGCCGCCCGCCACCCCACUUUGUGUAUGAUCCAUCCACCUUUGCCUUCCGUUCCCUCAGCACCUUGAAGCCGCUGAGCCCAAUAGCUCCAGUGGAAGAACCGUCAUGUGCCUACUGAAGGAGUUUCUCCAAAAACCUCAGGAACUAUCAACCAACCACCUGCCUGGCAGGGAGAAGGGGAGGUGGUGAUACCCAAGGGGAUGGGUGGGAGAAGGGGACAAUGACACAUCGUUGCAAUACAGCGUCUCUGGUAGCAGGAAGCAUUCAGCUUUGCAGCAGUGCCUGUUUUCAUACCGUUACCGUAUCUGAAUAGUGGCAAAGAGAGAGAUGUUUGUCUUUCAGGGCAAAACAAACCAUUCAGGUCCACAAACUGCAAGGGUAGCUGCCAAGGCAGCGUCAAACGCGUGGAUGGUGGUACUUGAAGAUAUCCCUGAGGAGUUCAGGGGCUACUAUGGCCUACGUGGCAGCAGGGAUGAGCGAUCAGGGUGUGAAACCAAGUUGAGCUAGUUUCCCAAGAGUACCUGGGUCUGCAGUGUUUUGCUAUAGACCUGACCCUUCUCCCACUCAGAAGUGAGUUCAAAGUUGGAGACAGAGGCUUUAAAGGGCUGCCUGCAAAGCAAGGAGAUCCAUCUCUGAGAUUGUUAUAAUUGCAUUCACUUCAAGCUCUCUUGAGUGGCAGACCCUAGGGGAGGGAGGUGGGAGGGGGUAACUGGCACAUCUAGCUGCGCAUUCCAGCUGGUCUGCUGGCAACUCAGUGAUAUUGUCUAAAAUGGGAUUGAAAUGGGAGGCAUGAGCCACCCACUUGCAGAUCGGAGGUUAGAAUAAAAUUUUAGAAUGGAAGGUCUGUGUUCAGCCAUCCAAGAAAAUGCAGUGCCCACCCUCAGUCCUCUCAGCAUCAUCAGAGAGAACAACUUGGGAGUGACUGUGUGCUCUUGGGUCUCCUCUCUGCUGAGGCUGUAUGUGUUCUGGGAUAUGCAGCACUUCUCCAUAGCAUUGUCCCAAUACUCAGCUGCCCUAACAUGAUGCUGAAGGUAACUGGCAUCACCAAACUCAACCAAAUCUAAUUUCUCCAGCAAGCUUUCCACUCCCCUGUUAUGCUGGGUAUUAAAUUCAGGUAGAUCUCCCCUUGUACCAGUGGAACAAGUAUUCCUGGAUGUAGCAUUGAGUGAGAGAAAGAAGUCUCUGUUUUGUGGCCACCUGUUGGUGGAAGAAGUGGGAGGGGAGUUUGGCUGAAGCUGUGGGACAUUUCUCCGUAAACAGUUCUAAGGCAGUUAGGACAAUGCCAGGCCUUGCUACCACUGGAGUUUGACUGGGACCUGGCCUUGAGGCACAUAUGUGUCUUGUGCCACAAGGCAACAACUAAUAGAACAAGCUGUCACCUCUCUUGGUGAGGCAGAGGAACGAGGCAUUUGCCCUUGCUGCACCUGGUGGAGAGAGUAACCUCUUUGUCUAGGUGUUUCCCACCUUUAGCCUGUAUCUGGCUGGGUGCAAGGGUGGACAAGUAAUUUACUUCUUGUCUGGAUCAAGAUGAGCAACCGUGAGUAAUAUGAAGUCGUCGUUUUUAAAUCUGCUCCAGUGUGGGGGUCUUUGAUGCCACUCCUUGGAUGAGACCAAUGGUUAGUCCAGCUGCCAGCAUGAGGCCACACAGUGAACCAGCAUUCACUGGUGCUUUCUGGACCCUUCAUUGAGACCCCUGGGGAAAGGCUAAAGGCUGUCUAGGCCUAAGGACUUGAAUCCUCUGCCUUCUUCCCUCCCCUACCUCCUCUCACUCAGGCAGGCAGAGCAGCUGGGCAAGGCGGUGAGAGGACAUCUGUCCUGAUGCUGCCCCAGCUCUGCCUGCUUUUUGGCUCCAGACUGUCACAGCUGGGCCACGCCCUGCACCAGCACCACCUCCAAGGGGUUGCUUGGUUUUGCUGGCAAGGUGCCUCUGGCAGAGCAUCAUGGUUCCCUGCAAGAAGUCCUGUCUUCUAACAGAGGCUGAUCCCUCUGCUGAUUCCUCUUGCCCCUAUAGAGACUCUGCUUAUCUUGUUUUGAUGGCACACCUCAGCUUUUUAACUGCAGCCAGAUCAAGCUGACCAGUGCAGGACAGGAAGCAUUGCUCCUUUGUACCAAACCCCUGUGCCCAGGAGAAGGGACAGCUGUAGCCUGGUACCUGUCUCAAGAGGCACGGUCCCCAUGCAGAUGGCUGGGGCGGCAGCCCUGCGUGGCCCCGCACCCCCAGGCUUUUCUCAGUGAGAGCUGCCGAGGUGCUCGGCCCCGGAGAUGUGUUUUCUGCCUUUCCCAGGGUGGGAGCAGGGAACAGGGAUGUCCUGCCAAUAUCGUUACCUUUUAGUACUUUUGUAUCUCUUCUCUGUCUUUUCUUUUUCAAUCAGAAGGAAAAAUAAAAAACCAAACAAUGAAAUAAAGUGUAACAGCUGCUAUAUUCACACCUCUG